AUGUCGCCGGUCCUCCCUCCUCUUUUGAUGCCCAUGUCUUCUUCGGGUCUCAGCUCCUUUUCUGGAGCAACGUCGAGCAACGGCUCUCGGUCGUUCUCCAUCAGCAGUGAUUCUGAACCCUGGCUUCAUCAUAGUGGUAUGGUGCCUCCGAGGCCACACAUUUACGGGACUUCGUCUGAGGCACCGAUAAUUUAUCAGCAAAGUGCCAAAAGAUGCUUCCCGCCUACUCGUGAAUAUGCUCCGAUUGAUACUCAGAUUGGCAUCUCAAGCUGUCCACAGCAACCGUCGCCGGACUAUGACUUUCGCAUGGCGUACGGUGGGCCACCAGGAAUUCCGCACAGCCAAGGGGGUAUGCAUUUCUCGCCAGUUGCAUCGCUACCGCGCCCAGGUACGGUGUACCAUGAUUGGGACCAUCCUGCGCGUCUCCCCGCAGAAUCACUGAGGCAUGAUUACGAAUUAGCCAAGCCUAUGGAGACACCGGAAUGCCUCUUCGAGAGAAAUAGCCGGCGUAAUGCCGAAAAGGUGAAGACCACUACACGGUACCAUUCUCAGAGACGUCCCUCGAACCGUGACGAGUUUGAUGGACCCCAUCAGUUGCUGAAGCCACCGUCCCCGCGCGUCAUUGAGGAGCAGGCCAGAGAGCUUCCUCAUCUUCCUACUAAUCUUGAUGUUUCAGAGCAAGAUCGAAUCUUGAAUGCAGUUAAUGACCGCCUGUCCCAGUGUGCAUUUGACUUUGUUGCCAAGUACCAGUUCCCCAUCCCCUUGGAAGCAGACAAGAGAGAGGUGAGAAUUCCCUCGGACCGCGAAUGGACCGAGUGGGUAUAUCUCCUGAAAAGGCUGGCCACCAAGCGCCGCGUACCUGCCCGGGUUCUUUACAAUGGCCAAAUCAAACAACUAGUGACAGUAUUGGAAAAUUCCCUGGAAAUGAGACAUGCUGCCAAACAUCAGUCCAGACCCAUCAAGGAUGAUCGCAAUGUGCUCCAGCUCAUCUCAGCCGGCACUCAGGUUGCCAAAAUGCUCAAAGAUGCCAGUGCCAUGGAAUAUCUGGACAAACUUUAUGUUGAUACCGAGAAACGUAUCCAUGAGCGGCGCAGUCGGCGCGUGAAAUUCGCCAGCCCUUGA
Molecule: messenger RNA, 1122 nt
Organism: Aspergillus viridinutans
Lineage: Eukaryota; Fungi; Ascomycota; Eurotiomycetes; Eurotiales; Aspergillaceae
Exons: 3
Coding region: 1-1122 (373 amino acids)
Source: RefSeq, a predicted model, not a curated record